This is a messenger RNA of Leptopilina boulardi, 1656 nucleotides long. RefSeq names its product cytochrome P450 9e2-like. Lineage: Eukaryota; Metazoa; Arthropoda; Insecta; Hymenoptera; Figitidae. Gene Ontology annotation, molecular function: monooxygenase activity; oxidoreductase activity, acting on paired donors, with incorporation or reduction of molecular oxygen; iron ion binding. The record is from RefSeq and is a predicted model, not a curated record. The coding region runs from base 91 to 1608 and encodes 505 amino acids. The transcript has a single exon.
UAUUUGCCUGUAAUGUAGAGAAUACGCUAGUAGUCGACACGCUCUGACGGAGUGAGUCGAGGUGAAUUACAUCUCUUAGAUAAUCUCACCAUGAUUUCACUGUCACUAUUACUAUUUACCUUCAUAGUCGGUGUUAUUGGUGUUUUAACACUGUCUUUUUAUCGUCAAUUAAAUAUUUGGCGGGUAAAUGGAAAAAUACCCCAUUUAAAACCUAUACCAAUUUUGGGAAAUACAUUUGCUCCAUUUUUCUUAAAGAAAAAAUCCAUAACCGAUUGGCUUAGAGAAGCGUACAAUAGUUUUCCAAAUGCAAAAUACUUUGGAAUGGUUGAUUUUGGCCUACCAGUGAUUUUUCUUCGCGAUACCGAAUUAAUUAAGGAUGUGUGUGUCAAAUUAUUCGAUCAUUUUCCCGAUCAUAAUAAUAUAAUUGACGAGAAAGUUGAUCCUAUUUGGGGUAAAAAUGUAUUUGCUUUGAGAGGUGAUAGAUGGAGGGAAAUACGAAAUACAUUAAGUCCUUCAUUCACUGGGAGUAAAAUGAAAUUUAUGUUUGAAUUGGUUGAUAAGUGCGCGGAAAAUUUUGUCAAUUAUUAUUUAGAUCAUCCGGAAGAUGGAAAAAUGGUCGAGAUGAAAGAGGCAUUCACAAGAUAUACCAAUGAUGUAAUUGCUACAAGUGCUUUUGGAAUUAGUGUCGAUUCAAUGAAAUAUAAGGAUAACGAAUUUUAUCAACGAGGUAAAGAUGCAAUGAAUUUCAUGGGAUUCUUUCGUUUAAUAAAAUUCUUUUUCUUCCGAUUUUGCCCAAGUGUUAUGCUUUUUAUUCGUGAACCAUUUUUGUCACGUGGUACAAAUCGAUUUUUUAAAUCACUUGUUAAUGACACAGUGGAAACAAGAAAGGCAAAAAAUAUUAUUAGACCGGAUAUGAUCCAUUUGUUAAUAGAGGCAAGUAAAAAUGAUAAGGGUGUUGAAAUUACAAUUGACGAUAUAAUAGCACAAAGUUUUAUAUUUUUCCUCGCUGGUUUUUCGACAUCGGCUACUUUAAUGACAUUUGUGGCACAUGAACUGUCUGUAAAUCAAGAUGUGCAGGAAAAGUUACGUGAGGAGGUUGAUAGUUUCACGAAUCACGAAGGUAUUUCAUAUGAUUCCUUAUCGAAAAUGAAGUAUUUAGAUAUGGUAAUAUCUGAAGCAUUGAGAAAGUAUCCUCCUGCUGGAGUGGUGGAUCGAUUGUGUGUUGAGAAAUAUACAUUCCCUAAACCAACACCAGACAGCGAUGAAUAUACCAUUCAACCAAAUUCUCUUGUAUGGUUACCAAUAUUUGCACUACAAAAUGAUGAAAGAUAUUUUCCUAAUCCAGAAAAAUUUGAUCCUGAAAGAUUCAGCGAUGAGAAUAAGGAUAAAAUUAAUCCUUAUGCUUAUAUUCCGUUUGGACUGGGACCAAGAAAAUGUAUCGGCAACAGAUUUGCUUUAAUGGAGGUAAAACUUCUGUUUGUUCAUUUGUUGCAACAUUUUGUUUUUGAAACGACUGAAAAAACUAGACACCCAGUAGUGUUUGAGAAAGGAUUUAAUGUUGCUGCUGAUGGAGAUUUUUUUGUGAAACUACGAAAAAGAACAACUUAAAUCAAAAUAAAUGUCAAAAAUCUAAUAAGAUUUAAAGUAUAGAAAAAU